CGUUGUUCACGCCGGGGUGAGGGUGGUGAGCAUCUAGUUAGCGGCCGGAGGUCUUGAUUGCAACACCACCAACACCACCACCCACGACAUCGAGCGGAACUUCUCCAUUCACCAUCACCACCGCCAACUCUACCUCUGCCUCAACAAUACCCCGAAAUCACCGUCAACUCCUACACUCCGAAACCAACCCAAACGGAAGAUGGCACGCGCACUGAGCGAUGCACAGGUCCGUCCGACAUCCCCACACCCGUCCAGCCCCACUCACCACACCUAGCAGCUAACGAUGGGCAUGUAUUACAGGUGGAGGGGGAGCUGAAGAAGAUGGUCGCCUUCAUCAACCAAGAAGCGGUCGAAAAAGCGCGCGAGAUCGAGAUUAAAGCGGACGAAGAGUCGGCGAUCGAGAAGUCGAAGCUCGUACGCCAAGAGACGGCCUCGAUCGACGCCCAGUACGAGCGCAAAUUCAAGCAGGCCGAGCUAUCGCAGCAGAUCGCGCGUUCUACCGUCACCAACAAGACCAGACUGAAGAUCCUCGCCGCGAGACAGCAGCUGCUCGAUGACAUCUUCGAGAAGGCCAGGGUGAAGCUCGCAGAAGUCAGCAAGGAUGAGGAGAAUUACACGACAAUUCUGAAGAAUUUGAUCCUGGAGGGCCUCUAUGCCCUCGGUGAGGACAAGAUUCAGGUCAGGCCGAGGGAGAAGGAUACCGAGCUGCUUAAGAAGGCUAUCCAGCAGGCUACGCAGGAGUACAAGGAGGCGUCGGGUGCGGAUGUGAGCAUCACGGUCGAUGAGGACAACUUCAUGCCCGAAGACUCGCACGGAGGCAUCUUCAUCGUCGGAACGGGCGGAAAGAUUACCAUCAACAACACCUUGGAGGAGCGUCUGAAGAUCAUCCAAGCCGACUGUUUGCCCGUUGUCCGCGGCAGUGUGUUUGGAGAGAACCCCAACAGGAAGUUCUACGAUUAGGUCAUCAUGUUGGUUUAUACCUUAUUUCUCGUGCGCGCGGCUCGUUUUCUUGUUCAUAGGCUUCUAGGGGGGCCAAGCGUGCGUGGUUCGUCUAUUCUUCCAGUCAUUAGUUUGUUAGUUGUUGGUGGCGAUGGAGUUGGCUUCA
Messenger RNA from Tricharina praecox, 1105 nucleotides. Its product is annotated as ATPase, V1/A1 complex, subunit E. The transcript is spliced from 3 exons. The record is from RefSeq and is a predicted model, not a curated record. Gene Ontology annotation, cellular component: proton-transporting two-sector ATPase complex, catalytic domain. NCBI's taxonomy places the organism in Eukaryota, Fungi, Ascomycota, Pezizomycetes, Pezizales, Pyronemataceae. Gene Ontology annotation, biological process: proton transmembrane transport. Bases 322 to 960 code for a protein of 212 amino acids. Gene Ontology annotation, molecular function: proton-transporting ATPase activity, rotational mechanism.